AUUCUUGUUUCUUAUUAUUCUGAAAGUGUCAAGCAAUUUCGUGUUGUUUUUGUAUUGCUAUUUGCUACAGUAUAUUUGACUUUGGUUUAAUAAUUGCGUUUUACAAUUAUUUUGUGAGAGUUAAUAACAACAAAGCAAGAAGAGAAAACUGAUGAAAGAUGGAUAUCUAUGGAUACCCUCCGUAUCAAUAUAAUCAACCAGAUGAACUGGCCAAACAAAUGUUCGCCCAGCAAGCUCUUGCCUCAUCAGCUGCAUAUGAUCGAGAAACACCUGGACCACAUCUCAUGCCUGUGCCUACUGGAACUCCGUGGAAUGUUCAAAGUCUUCCCUGGAGCUUGCACUCUCCUCCGAAUCUAGUUCAAUUUACAGCGCAAACCCCCGAAGACGCUAAAAUUACACCAUUGGUACACUGUAAAAGAAAGAGCUUAGAUGUUGAACCAGUAAUCCCUACAAAGCAGUUCAUAACAGAGGAAAAAAUGGCAGCACAUUUAAGUGGUCUCCAUAUAUCAUCCAAUUACACACAACAUUCACUGGCCUCGGAAGAUGUAAUGGAGUUGAGCGUGGAGCCAAAUGCCAUGAGCAUCAGUGAGAAAUUGAAAGGUCAUACAAUAGUAUUGUCAGAAGAUGUUAAAAAAUUGCAAGAGGAGCCCAUUUUACCCACCUCGCUAAUUGAAAGAUUACAAAAGCCUCAAAUGUCCUUAGUUGUCUGGAAGCCCAGGGAGAAUGUCUUAAAGAAAAUCAAAGAAGAGAAAGAAACAUCUGACGAAGAUUCUCCAAAAAAAAGAAAUGGUGUUCUUGUUGCAGAACAUUCAAGAAUAGACAUGGAAAUAUAACUUUUUCUAUGAAAUAUUGUACAGGUGCAUUGUGAAGAUUGUAAAGGUGAUGGGAAUAAUAUUUUUAUGGGUAUAAUUUAAAUAUAAUACAUUCAAAUAGGUCCGUCUAGCUCUCAAUGCCAAAUAAGACUUUAUUUCUUAUCAAUUUGAAAAGAGUCAUAAUAUAGUAAAGCCUCAUUAACUCGAAAUUCAAGGGUGAUCAUUUCCUAGACUUGGUACAGAUAUAUGCACACUCUUAAUACUUCUAAGGUAAUAAUAUUAUGUGUCGAUAAUAUAUUUAAGGUUGGUACUUUAGUUACCUUU
Molecule: messenger RNA, 1136 nt
Organism: Vanessa tameamea
Lineage: Eukaryota; Metazoa; Arthropoda; Insecta; Lepidoptera; Nymphalidae
Exons: 3
Coding region: 159-833 (224 amino acids)
Source: RefSeq, a predicted model, not a curated record